Aureobasidium pullulans EXF-150 is the source of this 812-nucleotide messenger RNA. RefSeq lists its product as uncharacterized. The record is from RefSeq and is a predicted model, not a curated record. The coding region runs from base 255 to 779 and encodes 174 amino acids. The transcript has a single exon. Lineage: Eukaryota; Fungi; Ascomycota; Dothideomycetes; Dothideales; Saccotheciaceae.
UCUUUCUAAACAUAACAAGGGAUAAACUGAAUCGUGAGAAUGGUGUUGAACUUCCAAUCGUGUUUAUUCGAACAUCUUGACAUUAUGCAUUACAGUAGAGAGGAAGAGGCCAGUCGACCAUCAAGGUAGACGAUUCAAUGCCCAACCUCGAUAGCCAAUCAACCCUCUUCCCCCUUCAAUCCCAUGUUCAUCCCUCUUGUCAAUAAUCCCACAUUAUCCUUCUUCUUCUUUCGAAGCUAACCCAAACACCACAUAUGAUAUCCUCUAACAAUCAAAUGUAUAUCGAAAACAUCAGAGCAGUCAACCCGAGCGCACAGCUGUGCUUCGGUGCUGCUCCUUGUAUCCUCCUAAUGAAUCAAAACCUUUCAUCAUUAAAUCCUCCUUUUGGUACCGUCGUGGUUCCUCAGCUUUCUCGUACAUGUACAUGUCCUUCUCAUCCGUUCCAGCUCUCGUCGCCUUUGUAUGCAUGUCGUGAGAAUGAUGAUGAAGAAAAGAAGGAGGAAGAAAUAAAGACACAGGUCGAAGCGAAUGACGAUGAAGGGUAUCGAAAACCAGAAACCAGAAAGACUCCUAGUAAAAACAUGUCGAUAAAGAUGCACAGGAAAUGCCAGAAUCGUGAGGAUGAGCUUGGUGAAAUAAUCCAGGUGCAAACCCUGCAUGGCGGAGUCGAAGAGAAAGCGCUGAACACGCCACAUGGUCUCGGAGAUGUUGUCAAAAAACAGAAGCCGAGAUAUACAUCCAUGAGGCUUUUACGCUGCGCAUAUGCGUUGACUUCGUGAGGGAGAAAUGUUGUUGCUGCCACCCAAGUCUCG